Messenger RNA from Benincasa hispida (wax gourd), 1712 nucleotides. RefSeq names its product 3,9-dihydroxypterocarpan 6A-monooxygenase-like. The record is from RefSeq and is a predicted model, not a curated record. Gene Ontology annotation, molecular function: iron ion binding; oxidoreductase activity, acting on paired donors, with incorporation or reduction of molecular oxygen; monooxygenase activity. NCBI's taxonomy places the organism in Eukaryota, Viridiplantae, Streptophyta, Magnoliopsida, Cucurbitales, Cucurbitaceae.
AAUUGAAUAUAUAACAACAAAACCCCUAUUCCCAUCAUCAUACAAUUGUUUUCUCAACCACAUAUGGCUGAUUUUUCAGACUACCUUCUUCUUUUCUCUCUCUUUUUAGCCUUCUUCCUCUUCAUUCACGCCAUCCUCUUCCGAACCCGAACGGAAAAGCUUCGUCGUCCACCGAGCCCACCGUCGUUGCCGGUGGUUGGCCACCUCCACCUCCUUGGUCGAAUCCCUCACCAAGCCCUUCACAAAUUGUCAUGUCAAUAUGGACCAUUAAUACAUCUCUUCUUUGGCUCUAAACCUUGUGUUAUUGUCUCCAAUUCAGAAAUGGCUAAACAAUUCCUCAAAACUAAUGAAUCCUCCUUUCUAAACCGACCCAUUAGACUCAACAUAAACUAUCUCACUUAUGGCUCUAAGGACUUCACUUUUGCACCAUAUGGACCCUAUUGGAAGUUCUUGAAAAAAUUGUGCAUGACGGAGCUCCUCGGUGGUCGGACUCUCGACCUCCACCGCCCGAUAAGAGACGACGAAAUGAGGUUGUUUGUGCAAAGGAUUCAUGAGCAAGCUGUCAUAGGGGCAAUGGUUGAUGUUGGAGCUGAGCUUUCAAGGUUGAUGAACAACAUAAUAUCGAGGAUGGCAUUGAGGAGAAGAUCCUCGGAGAAGGAAGAUGGAUCGGAAGAGAUCGGGAAGUUGGUGGGGGAGAUGUGCGAGCUCGCCGGAGAACUUAACGUGGCGGAUAUGAUUUGGUUCUGCAAGAGAUUGGAUCUACAAGGGUUUGGAAGAAGAGUAAGAGAUGUGAGAAAGAGGUAUGAUAUAAUGAUGGAGAAGAUAAUAAAGGAGCAUGAAGAAGAGAGGAAGAGGAAGAAAGAAGAUGGUAAAGAUGAUGGAGUUAAGGAUUUGCUUGAUAUUUUACUGGACAUUUAUGAAGAUAAAAGCUCAGAAAUCAAACUCACAAGAGAGAAUAUUAAGGCUUUUGUUAUGAACAUAUUCGGCGCCGGAACUGAAACAUCAGCGGCGGCGACAGAGUGGGCAUUAGCAGAGCUAAUCAACAACCCAUCCGCCAUGGCCAAAGCAACUCAAGAACUCGACUCCGUCACGCGCGAAAAACGUCUCCUUCACGAAUCCGAUCUCCCCAAUCUCCCCUAUCUCCAAGCCGUCGUCAAAGAGACCCUCCGCCUCCACCCCACGGCGCCGCUCAUCGUCCGGGAGGCCACCGAGCCCUGCGCCGUCGCCGGCUACCACAUUCCGGCCAAGACCCGCCUGCUCGUCAACGUCUGGGCCAUAGCCCGCGACCCAGACCACUGGCCCGAACACCCGUUCAACCCGGAUCGAUUCUUGAACCGUCCGGCUGGUUCCGACCUUCAGAGCUUUGAUCUUAUGCCGUUUGGGAGCGGCCGCCGGAGCUGCCCCGGCGCCGCUCUGGCUCUGGUGGCGGUGCCGGCAGUUCUUGGGAGGUUGAUUCAGUGCUUUGAGUGGAGGGUUGACGGCGGCAGCGGCGUUGAUAUGGAAGAAGGGCCUGGAAUCUCUCUCCGACGAGCUCAUUCCUUGGUUCUAGUCCCUGUGCCUAGGCUUCAUCCUUUUCCUUCUAUCUAAGGGAAUGGAUUCUGUUUUCACUUUUCUAGUUGUUGAUUUCUCGUCAUGUUUAAAAUAUCAAUGUGGACAAAAAUAUCAAAGUCACAAUUUUAUCGAAUUAUCGACAAAAUAAAUAUGAAGUAUCA